Messenger RNA from Coregonus clupeaformis (lake whitefish), 1413 nucleotides. It is a transcript of the gene tnfb, whose product is annotated as tumor necrosis factor b (TNF superfamily, member 2). The record is from RefSeq and is a predicted model, not a curated record. Gene Ontology annotation, molecular function: tumor necrosis factor receptor binding. Gene Ontology annotation, biological process: immune response. Lineage: Eukaryota; Metazoa; Chordata; Actinopteri; Salmoniformes; Salmonidae. Bases 209 to 976 code for a protein of 255 amino acids. Gene Ontology annotation, cellular component: membrane. The transcript has 4 exons.
GUUUGUACCAGUAGCAGGCAGAGCAUAAAAACGACAGGGCUUCUGGCAGAAGUACAUUCUAAUGAACGAGCAAAACACAGGACACAUAUUAAGCUACAAUUCUGUAAAAACAAAGAAGAUAUUUAGGAGAUAUUCGGGCAAAUAUUCAGUCGCUAGACUUUUCCACUGCCACCAAGAGCCAAGAGUUUGAACCUCAUUCAACAACAGUAUGGAGGGGUAUGUGAUGACACCUGGAGACAUGGAGAGGGGCCUUGAAAAUAGCCUUGUGGACAGUGGCCCUGUGUACAAGACAACGGUGACAGCUGUUGCUGAGAGAAAGGCCUCCAGAGGUUGGUUAUGGAGGCUGUGUGGGGUCCUCUUAGUAGUGGCUUUAUGUGCGGCAGCAGCCCUGCUCUUUGCGUGGGGUCAGCGUGGAAGACUGGCAAUGAUGCAGGACGAAAUGGAGCCUCGGCUGGAGAAACUCAUUGGUGCAAAAGAUACCCACCAUACGUUGAAGCAGAUUGCCGGCAAUGCAAAAGCAGCCAUCCAUUUAGAGGGUGAAUACAAUCCUAAUGUCACCGCUGACACAGUGCAGUGGAGAAAGGAUGACGGCCAGGCCUUUUCCCAGGGUGGGUUCGAGCUACAAGGGAACCAAAUCCUCAUCCCGCAGACUGGGCUCUUCUUUGUUUACAGCCAGGCUUCAUUCAGGGUCAAGUGCAACGGCCCGGGCGAGCAAACCACUCCUCUGAGUCACGUUAUUUGGCGCUAUUCGGACUCCAUCGGGGAUAACGCUAAUCUUCUUAGCGGGGUAAGGUCAGUUUGUCAACGAAACUACGGUGAUGCUGAGUCCAAUAUCGGCGAGGGCUGGUACAAUGCAGUUUACCUUGGUGCGGUGUUUCAGCUGAAUGAAGGGGACAAACUGUGGACUGAGACCAAUCGACUGACCAAUGUGGAGUCAGAGCAGGGCAAGAACUUUUUCGGUGUGUUUGCACUAUGAUGAGAGCGAGGUAGGGCAGAGAUUAAUAUUUGUUAAAACAGUUUUGUGUUAAAGCUCUUAUUUUGUUGUUGCAAUUUUAUGGCGACUGAGCAAUGGAGAUAGGUCUAAUCUUAAUGGUUAUUUUGUAAACUGCAACAGUUUGAGAAAUUAUAAUUGUUUGUCCAUACAUGAUGAUUGUCCAUUCUCAUAUUAUAGAUUUUGCACCAAAUAAUAUUAUGGCUUUAUUUAUAUUAACUUUUUGUAUUUUUAUAUUUACUAUUUAUAUGGCAAUACAGUAGGCUACUGUGGAGAAGUAUAAGUUAUUUUGAUUCACAUAAGCCUAGCAGUAGCCUAUACUAGGCCCUAUCAGAAUACAUUUCUACAAUAUGAAGUUAUUUAAUUUAAUGUAUUGACAUGUCUAUUUAAAUGUGAUCGUGUGUGUUGUAUUUGUCAGCUAU